AUGAUUCGAUUAAUAACAAACAAUGGCAACCACAAGAUUGCAGAAACAUUUGCUACUGUAACCAACAGAUUCCAAAACAAUGAGCACCAGCAGCUAUCCGGAAGCGAGGGUUCUCGAAAUGAUCGCCACCGGUUCCAGCAAGGCCUUCCGUACUACUUCGACGCCUCUUUUCCUCCGAUCGAUCAUGACAAUCACCACCUUCUCCUCCUCAAGCCACUCUUUGACCCACAAGUGUGGCAAGCAAAGAAUCCCUCCCUUGUCUUUGACUAUUCCAAUACUACUGCUUCCGAAGGAUCUUUCAAUGUAUUGCCAAUACAACAACAACCACAAUCGCCAGAAACAGAUAUCAUACCGAAUAUCUUGGUUGCCUCACUGCCCUCCUUGGAAGACCAUGAAGGACAGCUUGCCCUGGAAUUGACCCACGAGGCGGCUGACAGUAUUGACGCCCAAAUAAUUGUGCUGCUUGUUCCGCCACCUAAAAGCUCCUUUUGGCAGUUUGACUGGAAACAACAAUUGGCAGAUCUAUUGCGUGUGGAUCGUACUACAAAAGACUUUGACUAUGUCGUGGUGGAGCCAUCCCAAACCCACGCAUUCCAAGAGUUGCUACUGGAAAAUGGUGGAAUUCUGUUGGAUGAGUUCACAAUAAGAAUGGAUGACAGCACAACAAGUUACAACAACAACAACAACUCUCGGUUUGCAAUCUUGAAUCCUCUGGUGUGCUUUGGCUUGCCCAUCUUCUUUUGGUUCUUGUGGGGACGAUGGCUCGGCAAGAUGGCCGACAGUUAUCUUCCUCAAUCGGCUGCUAUUCUGCAGUACAACUUUUCCAGCCAAGACGUGGGGCCACCACAAGUGCUUCCUAUACACAAUAAUGAUGAGGAACCUCCGUGUUGUGCCAUUUGCCUCGAGGACAUGACACCGGGAACCACCAAGGUUUGUGUCUUGCCCUGUCGACACUAUUUUCAUCCCCAUUGCAUGGAUGAGUGGCUUUCCCAUGCGUCUGCAUCGCAUUUCCAUCGGGGAUUGCAACAGAUUACUUCUUGCUGUUGGUGCCCUUUGUGCAAGUAUGAUUUGACGCAACAUUGUCUAGAACAACAACAACGCCGUCGGGAGGCGUCUGCCGCCGCCCCGCAAUCAUUACAACCAGGCACUCAGGCUGUGGAGGUCGAAUGGUCGAUCCCCACGAGACAUCAUGGACGAGUACUGGCGAGACGAAGAAGUGGGGAGAUUCAUGCGCUACCGGUAUAG
This is a messenger RNA of Seminavis robusta, 1245 nucleotides long. Lineage: Eukaryota; Bacillariophyta; Bacillariophyceae; Naviculales; Naviculaceae. The record is from the annotation of a GenBank genome assembly.